Delphinapterus leucas (beluga whale) is the source of this 598-nucleotide messenger RNA. NCBI's taxonomy places the organism in Eukaryota, Metazoa, Chordata, Mammalia, Artiodactyla, Monodontidae. The record is from RefSeq and is a predicted model, not a curated record.
AGACCCUGCAUUUCUCGUAAGCUUCCACGUGAACCAAGAGGUUCCCUGAUGGCAGCCGAGGUCCCCAGAGAGAGGGAAGAAGUGGUCAGGCUGGCCAUGCCAGGGGCUCCCACCAAACUCAGGCAGUUUCGUUUCUCUCCUGGCCCUCUAUGAGGGGCUGGCGGAAGCAGGAAUGUUCCAGUAACAGAGCUCACUUCACAUGCGAGGAGACAUCAGGAGUGCCUCUGCUCUGAUGAGGUCGUCGGCGAGUAGAGCAUCUUCACGAGUGGUGCGGAAGAAAGCAUACCCAGAAGCGGAUAUUGCGCUGAUUGGACUGGCUGUCAUGGGCCAGAACUUAAUUUUGAACAUGAACGACCACGGCUUUGUGGUCUGUGCUUUUAAUAGGACAGUCUCCAAAGUUGAUGAGUUCUUGGCCAAUGAGGCGAAGGGCACCAAGGUGGUUGGUGCUCACUCCUUGGAGGAGAUGGUCUCCAAGCUGAAGAAGCCUCGGCGGAUCAUUCUGCUUGUGAAGGCUGGUCAGGCCGUCGAUGAUUUCAUUAAAAAACUGGUGAGGCCAGCUCUCUCCCCGCUGCUACUCGUGUGACAGAACGUCUCUCGU